AGCAGUAGCGGGAACUCGGUCAAAACGUGUUAGUCAUUCUAACUCCGUCUUAGAGAGCAACAAUACUGCUUUUCCUCGUACUGUGUCGCGCUUCAUCUGCCGUUAUGUACUGACCAAACUGCUGUGAAGUGUGGUGAAAAAACGUUAAUCUUAAAAUAGUACUGGUGUCGGUCAAUGCUGCUUUUGAAAACUUGGCCUGCAUUGCAUAAAAUAUACCCAGGAUUUCGGAAUACCAAAUUUUCCCAGAGUUUAGAUAACAUAGAUGGGAGUGCGUGAAUAAAACUAACAAACUCAAAUUAACGAAAGGAGAAGUUCAGCGAAGAAAAUGGCAACCCGUAGUUCUGCGUAUAUGCGAUCUCUUUCAGACGACACCGGCACCACUCUAUAUGCACUCUGUCCUCGGCAAGGAAGUGAGAGUCCUGAUUUUGGCCGAGGUCCAGGUUUUUGUGUACCUCAGGACGCCCUCAAAGAUAUCGAAGCCAUCAUGAUGAAGGCGGAAGAUCCUGACAGACCCAACGAGAUUUCGGCACCUUACGAGGUUCCUCAGUUCCCUAUUGAACAAAUUGAGGACAAGCUCAAACUUCAGCGCCAGCUAAGUGCAAGAGUGGCCGAACGAACGUCCCGCUACGAGCCUUCCGAAACGGCGCUGGACGAACACGAAGACCCGGAGUUCGAGGUGGAUGAGGCGGAUUACGUUCCUUACUACCAGAGAGUCUUCAUCUCGGGCGAAGAGACCAGCUCUUACCUCCUUGACAACUUGAUCACCAAUGUUCCCGUGGAGGACAUCACUAAAUCAUCCAAACUGCUGAUUGAAGCCUUAAGACUCCGAGAAAAGUACAUGGCAUGGGCAGGCCAGUCCUUUCCAAGCGUUACGGCCACUUUCUUGAGGGAAGCGGGAACGGAAGAUCCCAUGAGCAGUUCCAGAAGGUACCAUGGUGCGUGUUCCGACCGCAAGAGUCUGGAAGAGAAGCUCCAGAAUCUAGUGGCCACUAGUAUUGGAGAGGGCCUUCCUGUUUCGCGCCCUGACCACCCCAUCCACCCGCCUCGCAAAGAAGUUAGUCCUUGGAAGAUAGACGUUCCCGAAAACUGUGGCUAUGAAGUUCGUAUGAUGGACGGUGUCUUCCAGGUAUAUCCCAGCGAAGAAGCUGUCCGGCGAAAUGAAUGUUUCUCCUACCCGUAUCCAAACUUAGCCCGUUACAUACAAGACCUGAAUUUGCUGUGCGCCUUGAUUGCUAAUGGGCCAGUCAAGUCGUUCUGCUAUAGGCGCCUGCAGUAUCUUUCAUCCAAGUUCCAGCUCCAUGUGCUCCUAAAUGAAAUGAGGGAGUUAGCAGCCCAGAAAGGUGUUCCUCACAGGGACUUCUACAACAUACGAAAGGUGGACACGCACAUUCACGCGGCUUCUUGCAUGAACCAGAAGCAUUUGCUGCGGUUCAUCAAGAAGUGCGUGAAAACCCACCCGGAUGAAAUCGUAUGCGUCGUCAAGGGGGAGGAGAUGACCUUGGCCCAAGUGUUUGCCUCGCUCAACCUCACUGCCUAUGACCUCUCUGUGGAUAUGCUAGAUGUGCAUGCAGAUAGGAAUACAUUUCACAGGUUUGAUAAAUUCAAUGCCAAAUACAAUCCAGUCGGAGAAUCACGUCUCCGGGAAGUCUUUCUCAAAACUGGUAACCAUCUAAAUGGAAAGUAUUUUGGCCACAUUAUCAAGGAAGUAAUGGCUGAUCUGGAAGAGAGUAAAUAUCAAAAUGCAGAGCUUCGUCUUUCAAUUUAUGGCAAGUCCAGAGAUGAGUGGAGAAUGCUAGCUCGUUGGGCAGUUGAACACAAUGUUCAUUCAGAAAAUGUUAGGUGGCUCAUUCAAGUGCCACGGUUGUGUGAUAUCUACAAGAAUAAUAACAUCAUGGAUAAUUUUGAGACAUUUAUAGACAACUUGUUUGGCCCACUCUUUGAAGUCUCUGUGGACCCCAGCGUUGACCCAGACCUGCAUGCGUUUUUGCAGUAUGUAAUUGGAUUUGAUAGUGUAGAUGAUGAGAGUAAGCCAGAGACUUCAGUUAUGGACAAAGAUAUGCCAACACCACAGCUCUGGUCAGACACUGAGAAUCCCCCAUAUGCAUACUACCUGUAUUACAUGUAUGCCAAUAUCUGCACCCUGAAUCACCUGCGAAGAGAACGUGGCCUGAGCACCUUCGUCCUUAGGCCACACUGCGGUGAAGCAGGCUCCAUUCAACACUUGGUGGCAGGGUUCCUGCUGGCUGAAAAUAUCUCUCAUGGACUUCUUCUCCGCAAAUUGGUAUUGCCAUGUCACCACUCUCCAAUAAUUCUUUGUUCCUGAAUUACCACCGAAACCCUCUGCCAGAGUACAUGGCUCGGGGGCUCCUUGUGUCCCUCUCCACUGAUGAUCCCUUGCAGUUUCACUUCACGAAGGAGCCUCUCAUGGAGGAAUAUUCAAUUGCGACUCAAGUGUGGAAGUUAUCACCAACGGACAUGUGUGAACUGGCCAGAAACUCUGUUUUGAUGAGUGGCUUUGAGCAUGAGAUCAAACAGUACUGGAUUGGCCCAAACUACACAAAGGAUGGUGUAGCUGGAAAUGACAUUAAGCGAACUAAUGUACCCAACAUCCGUGUAGCAUUCAGGCAUGAAACACUUCUGGAUGAACUAUCGAAUAUAUUCCGCCGUCCUGAAGAUAAGGAGGAAACAUAAAGAGGAGAAUGGAAGGCCUGGCCCACGUCGAGAAGGACAUUCAUCACUCAUUUUAUGGGAAGACUCAUGUGAUAUUCUUUGAAACAAGUAA
Molecule: messenger RNA, 2782 nt
Organism: Penaeus monodon (black tiger shrimp)
Lineage: Eukaryota; Metazoa; Arthropoda; Malacostraca; Decapoda; Penaeidae
Product: AMP deaminase 2-like
Biological process (GO): AMP metabolic process; IMP salvage
Cellular component (GO): cytosol
Molecular function (GO): AMP deaminase activity
Source: RefSeq, a predicted model, not a curated record